AUGCAUGUCGACUACUCGAGUACCGAUGUGAUACAGCAAAGCCAAAAUGUGGCUUUUGCGCAGAUUGGAAAAGGGCUUGUUCAUAUUCCUCUGCAUAUUCUCUUUUCCGUCGAGCACAGAGGGGAGCUUCCGGAACCUCCCAGGAGACUGCAGCCUGUGUUGGAUGCAAUCGAUGCUCAACAUAGCAAGACCUUAUCUCGGAUUAAAGAGCUGAUUACCAUGAACGAAAAUAUCAAUGCUGACCUUGAAGCAACGGGGUUCUCUACGCAGAUUUCAUACCUGACUGGCCUAGUGACUGAGAUCCACGAAGCCUGUAUACAGCAAGCUUGCUUUAAAGUAGGCGUGAAAGAAAUGCAUUGGAAGGGAUCUAUUUCAAUUGAGCACGAGGCCGCAGCGCAUAAGCUCUUGAAGUUGCCUGCAGUUCAAGAGCUACUUGGUUCUCAGUACGAUGAAGAUUACGCAAUGACACUGGAAGAAGAGAGAGGCCCAAUUUGUCUUUUCAGAAAAGGCGAGAACUGUUUUUCGGGAAACGCGUCAUUGGGUAGCCAUGAAACCGGCUCUGGCUACUUGAAUCUCGAUGAAGGGACGGCUCGGAGAUAUUUCGAAAUCUAUCUUGACCGAAUACAUGAACUGCAUCCCUUCCUUGAUAAGCAGGAAGUCUCAAUCCAGCUUGAUGAUUUCAUUAAGUCUUACUGUACGCGGUCUCUGGUGGAGCACUUGAAUGCCCCCCAGCAAAAGCAGCUAUUGCAAGUCGGUACGACCGUCGAGAACGCUCGCAUACUCAUGUUACUUGCCCUUGGGGCAAUAUGUGAAACAGGUCCAACUCUCUCAGAUGUGGAUACAGAAAAAGAACCUGAUUACCGGCAGCAAUACAUCCCCAAAAUCUGCAAGUUGCCAUCCCCCAGCCAUCCUACUCACUCGAAUUCCAACAAAUAUAAAGCUUUCCCUGGUUUGAAGUUAUACGGACAUGCCACAGCAAUCCUGGGCUAUUUUCAAGGGGGGGCCGAGUUAUGUCAUGUUCAAACGUGCUUGCUUGCAGCGCUCUAUAGUGGUCAAUUGGCCCAUCCAUUCCAAAGUCACAGUUGGAUUCACCAGGCAGCUCGGGAGUGCCAAAUCCUUGUGCGCCAGUCACGAUACCAAAGGAUGGAAGAGGGUCGCAAAAAGGACAUGUAUAGCUUUGCCUAUUGGACAGCUCUGCAGCUUGAGUGUGAUAUUCUAGCAGAGCUCGAUAUCCCAGCAAGUGGGCUCCUGCAGAUUGAUAGCAGAAUACCAACACCAAAGGGAAUUUUCACCCUUGCAUCCUCUGCCGAUGAUCGAAUGAUGAGAAUCCACUCUACGCAAAUCUAUCUUUGCAAAUUGCUCAACAAUAUUUUUGCUGAACUGUACAAGGUUGGAGAACCAGCACAGGAUAGGAGUCAAAGCAACUGGUUAAGAAUACCAAACAUCCUGAGCGAGGGCCUUGAGGCUUGGCGCACGAGUCUUUCUGGUAUUAUUAUCUGGGCAGACUGCGACCCUCCUGCAAAUGAAAUCAAAGAUGCUUGUAUGAGAGGUAAAUACUACAGAGCUCGCGCAAGCAUGAAACUAAGUGAUUUACCUUUGGCGCUGUAUCAUGCUUGCGAGGCCUGUGUUAAUUCGGCGAUAUUGAGUAUCCAAGCCUUUGAUGGAAUUGACGACCAACUCAUUGUCCCUGAUAUUUUCAGUACUUCCCAUGCGCAAUUUGGUAACAUGCUGAUCCUUUCAGCGACCUAUAUGUCCUUUCUUUCUCACCUUAUUCCGCGCACUACUCUUGAUCAUCUACUUCGCCGUACAAUCAGGUUUCUCCUACGUAGCAAGAACAUAUCCCCAACCCUUCGAGCGGACGCUCGAAUCUUGACAGAAAUUCAUGAGAGGAUUUUUAGUCCCAAGGCCCCCUCGAUGUUUGGCCCGUUUAACCCAGAAUGA
Messenger RNA from Penicillium malachiteum, 1941 nucleotides. RefSeq names its product fungal specific transcription factor domain-containing protein. The transcript is spliced from 8 exons. The record is from RefSeq and is a predicted model, not a curated record. Lineage: Eukaryota; Fungi; Ascomycota; Eurotiomycetes; Eurotiales; Aspergillaceae. The coding region runs from base 1 to 1941 and encodes 646 amino acids.